AAGGCGGCGGGCGGGCGGGAGGCGGUGGUGGCGGUGGUUGGGGCCAUUGCUCUGCCCGCCGGGUUUUCCCCCCCUUCCUGCGGGCUCUGCCGUUCGUUAGUCUGCCUGUUAAAAAGAGGAGGCAAGAUGGCCGAGCUGGGCAGCAAGGGGGUCACCGCCGGGAAAAUCGCCAUCAACGUUCAGAAGAAGCUGACUCGGGCGCAGGAGAAGGUCCUUCAGAAGCUUGGGAAAGCAGAUGAAACAAAAGAUGAGCAGUUUGAACAGUGCGUGCAGAACUUCAAUAAACAGCUGUCUGAAGGCACGAGGCUGCAGAAGGACCUCCGAACUUACUUGGCUUCUGUGAAAGCUAUGCAUGAGGCCUCCAAGAAGCUGACAGAGUGUCUGCAGGAAGUUUAUGAACCAGAUUGGCCUGGGAGAGAUGACACGAAUAAAAUAGCAGAGAACAAUGAUCUCCUCUGGACAGAUUUCCAUCAGAAGCUGGUGGAUCAGGCGCUCCUGACCAUGGAUACGUACCUUGGCCAAUUUCCUGAUAUUAAAUCUCGUAUAGCGAAGCGAGGGCGGAAGCUUGUGGAUUAUGACAGUGCUAGACACCACUUUGAAGCCCUGCAAACUGCAAAGAAGAAGGAUGAAACCAAAAUUGCAAAGCCUGUUUCGCUGCUUGAGAAAGCUGCGCCUCAGUGGUGUCAAGGGAAGCUACAAGCUCACCUCGUUGCGCAAACUAAUCUGCUCCGAAAUCAGGCUGAGGAAGAGUUAGUAAAGGCUCAGAAGGUAUUUGAAGAGAUGAAUGUUGAUCUGCAGGAGGAGCUGCCUUCACUAUGGAAUAGCCGUGUUGGUUUCUAUGUCAACACAUUCCAGAGUAUAGCAGGCCUAGAAGAGAACUUCCAUAAAGAAAUGAGCAAGUUGAACCAAAACCUUCAUGAUGUCCUGUUGGGUCUAGACAAGCAGUACUCAGGCAAUGCCUUCCCAGUUAAAGCACAGCCCAGAAAGAAAACUAAACUGUUCGCCAGGCUGAGGAAAAAGAUGAGCAGUGACAGCACCCCAGCGAAAGCAAAUAAAAGCCCCUCGCCUCCACCAGAUGGAUCUCCCAUCACCAGCCCUGAGACCAAGACUGUCAACCACGAUCUGGAGCCGUCCACUUUGGAAACACCUGGGGCAAGCAUCCCCAAGUCACCAUCUCAGUUGAGGAAAGGGCCUCCGGUGCCUCCGCCUCCAAAAGUCACCCCCUCCAAGGAGAUCAAGCAGGAGAACAUCAUCAGUCUGUUUGAUGACAAUUUUGUCCCCGAGAUAAGUGUGACAACCCCUUCGCAGUUUGAUGCCCCUGGGCCCUUCCAGGAGGGAGCCAGCCUGUUGGAUCUGGAUUUUGAUCCCAUUAAACCAGAUGCCACUGUGGGGAAGACCCCCACACCUGCCUCCCAGUCUUUACCUUGGGAUUUAUGGGAGCCUGCAGAAGCAGCCCAUGCCGGAGCUGAAGCAGCUGGAUCAGAAGCAGCAGCUGGAGCUGAACCAUCUAAAACUGAAGCUGAUUCAGGAUCGAGCUCUCUGCCUGCUGUUGUUGUGGAAACUUUCCCUGCUACCAUCAAUGGCACUGUGGAAGGAGCUUCAUCUGAAAGAGCUGACAUGCCCCCAGGUUUUCUAUUCAAGGUCCAGGCCAUGCAUGAUUACACAGCCACCGACAGCGAUGAGCUGCAGCUGAAGGCUGGGGAUGUGGUGCUUGUGAUUCCUUUUGAGAACCCUGAGGAACAGGACGAAGGAUGGCUGAUGGGUGUGAAGGAGUCUGACUGGAUCCAGCGCAAGGAACUUGACCAGUGCCGAGGGGUAUUCCCAGAAAAUUUCACAGAACGGGUGCAGUGAAAGCCCAAGUCCACCAGACGUAUUUCUGCUGGAAGAAAGCGAGUUUUCUGGUAGAUAAUUGAAAAAAGAACAGUGAAAUGAAAAGAAGAGAGAAUUCUAAAGGAACAGAAGCCUGGGGAAAAGUCAACUUAAAGGGUGUGUUCUUCUCAAAGGGCAAGGUUUCAGAAGUAAAUUGAAAUUCAAAGUGUUACCAAAAUAUAUACAUAUUAAUAAUAAUAAGGCAAGUCAAAUACCCUCUUCCCCCUUUGGUUUUAACAGCAUUUGGAUUCAGAGGACUGAUGCAGAAGCAACUCAGUGGUUCUCUGAAUACUGUAUUGACUGAAUUGGUGAGAUGUCAGUCUAAUUCCUGGAAAGGCAGUAUUUGUCUGAUGGCUUGAGAGUAGAAGCCGCUUUUGCUCUUGGAUUGGUCCAUCUGUUUUGUCUUGAAGGUGGCUUGCAUGGCAACCAUAAAAAUUCAGCCUUUCCUAUGUAUUCAACCCACAGUAGGCCAAACUUUCUGUUAUGCUGUUAAAAAAAAUAUUCAGUGUAUACUGUUCACCAAUACAAUGUAUGUGGGUGUGCGUGUAUUUUAUUUUCUUCCUUUAAAAACAAUAUUACACAAACUAUGAUUUUGUAUAUGUGAAGACAGAAGAAACUACAUGGAAAGGGCAUGGAGAAGAUGAAAUGUGUGAAGCUGUGCUCCGUCCAAAGGUCUUUCGAAUGCAGACACCUGAAUUCUCACAGGAGUACUGGUUUGUGAAAUGCUAAGAGGAAUGGACAAAGUCAAGAGAAGAUACAAGACAAAACAAGCAGAUGCCAUUUAGAUGGCUCUGAAAUAUAGGAGAAGGGAUUCUCUGCCCCCCAGACCCUGCAGGCAGUUUCAGAAAAGCUUAGAUUCGUGUAGAUGAAAGCUCUAAAAUCUGUCUGGUUAGUAACAUUGCUUUUAAAGAAAGAGAUAAGGGAAGACUUUUUUUUUUUUUUUUCUGAAAGAAUGAGAAAAAACACUGAGGAAAAAAACAAUUUGCUUUCUGUGUUUUAAAUUAGCAUUGUUAUUUGUGGAAUUGUAUUUCUUAUUUUCCUUUGAAGAAUUCUGUAAGCGAAAUAUUGUUAGAUCAGCUUUCCCCAGUGCUGUGCUGGUGAUCAAAUUAACCUCUAUGAAAACUGGACUCUUGAAGUACUCAUUUAAAAUGGCUGCAUGACUUCAUAAUAUUUUAAUGCAUUAAAAAGGGAGGCAAGAAUAUCAAAGUGGCAGUGUCAAGAAGACACUGCAAUCUAAUACUGAUGCUGAGACCUUUCCUAUACUUUUCCUUUGCUUCUAUUUGUUUUUGAGUUCUUUUAGUUUAAGCAAACAGAUGACAAGGCUGUUUCAGAGUGCGUAUUACACUUGUUAAAAUAAGCUGGUCUGACCCUCCAAGACUAAAGUCCCACAAAGGUACUUUAAACUUUACUUGAAUACUGAUGCAGGUGGCAAACAGGUCAGGCUAUUACCAUUUCUUAUGUGCCCCACUCACCCCUGAUCUUUUUGCCUUGAAUGGAUUUUUAACAGUGAGGUUACUUCCUGCUGUAAAGGGACAGAAUCACUCUCUGAAAUAAUCUUCCUAACUGUUAGGAACUGGAUUUUGUCAAAGAUGCACGGAAUGCUGACACACACACUACUGAAAAUCCCACUUUUCCAACCUGUUUUGACUAUUUGUAAGGCAACAGAGAAACAUUGUAGAGCACAAGUGGAGGGCUUUGUUUUGGUGUGUGGUUUUAUUUAAUUUUAUUUUCUUUUUUUUUUUUUAUAAUUUUAGUUCAGAGGGAAAGAUUAGAUUUUGAUUAGAAAAUAUAUUCUUAUAAAUGCAAGAAUUGCUGGAGUUCCUCCUGCUUUCAGCCUGGGGAGAUGAUCUUUGUAUGUUGUUGACAGCAAUGUAACAGGCAUCAAGAUCUGUCCUAUAUACCCAAUUCCCCCCACCUUUUUUUUUUUUUAAUUAAAAAAAAAACCAAACAUGCAGGAAUUUGUUUUUACAUCACUGUUACAAAACCCAAUAGUAUUUAGGAGUAGCUGCUCACAGUACAGAAGGACUGGACUCCACAAGUUAUAGUAGUAGGAUGAGUUGUUGCUUUAGAAUACUGCCUUGUUUGUUUUUGUUUUUGUUUUUCACUGGGGUUGUCUUUAUUAUUACUCUUUUUAUUUUCCCAGAAUAUCUAUUUUUAUGCACUUGACUCCCAUUAAUCCUUUAAAAAAUAUUCAUAGAAAAAAAUAUACAUUUAAAUAUACAUAGAACUAUAUAUAUUAAAAAAGCGGGUUGAUCCAAUUAACAUAGUGCUGUAGUUUAAAAUGUUUAUUUUUAUGCAAAACCUGUGGAUUAUUGUUUUUUAAAAAACAAAGACAAGAUUCUAAGUACUAGAACUGUGAUUUUUUUUUUUUUUUUUUUUUUUUUUUUUGUCUUGCAAGUAGUUGUUGUAGACCAUUUAGAAAGCUGUGCUGAUACCUAAUUUAUUGUGGGCUUUUUUCCCUGAUUUUGUUGUCUUCUGUGUUUGAACCAGAUGACUGUCCCAACAAGGAUCCUUGUAAGACCUUUUCAUUUUAUUGAGCUUGCAAUGCAACUAUCCAGUACUGUAUUGUCCCUGCAGACAUCGUAACACUCUGCAAAAAAAGGGAUGUUGUUUUCAGGUCACGUGAGUGAUGCUCAAAUAUUGCUAGUGGGAAGGAUGCUGCGUGUCUCUCCACUUGCUUCCCCCCAGCCCAAAAAUCCCAACCCCCCGAACCCUUUGCAGAGCAGGUAGGAUGGGUUCCCUGGAUCUUGCAUUGCUUGCAAAUAAGUGGUAUCAGCGUGUCUCAGUCAGACUCUGAAAAUGCAGGAUGGGACCCACAGUUUAUAAAUUGCCUUAUAUGAAAGCAGGGUGGUAUAGCAGGAACCUUGUAGAUGGCAAUGUUUUUUGGAACCAGGGGAGCUCUUGUCUGUCUCCUGGGUCAUGUUCAGCCCAUUGCAAACAGCCACAACUCCUCCUAUUGUCAGUAUUUUUGUGUGCUUAAAUAGCUUGAUUAUAGUUGGUAUUACCUGGUGAAAUGAACUUCCCAUUUUCUUUGGUUUAGGACUGAUUCAAAUACAAAGAGGGACAGUAAACUCCCAAGUAGGCUGUGCCCACAGUGAUUUUUCAGUUUGCAGGCUGAACUGAAAAAUCUGGGGAAAAAAAGUUGUAAGGGUGACCUAGGACAAUUUUUUUUUUCCCUCAGUGGGAUAAAAAAGGGAAAAUCCAAAC
Messenger RNA from Pezoporus occidentalis (night parrot), 5076 nucleotides. RefSeq names its product bridging integrator 1 (gene BIN1). Gene Ontology annotation, molecular function: phospholipid binding; tau protein binding. The record is from RefSeq and is a predicted model, not a curated record. Gene Ontology annotation, biological process: regulation of endocytosis. Gene Ontology annotation, cellular component: synaptic vesicle; cytoplasm; plasma membrane. The coding region runs from base 127 to 1851 and encodes 574 amino acids. The transcript is spliced from 19 exons. Lineage: Eukaryota; Metazoa; Chordata; Aves; Psittaciformes; Psittacidae.